CAUCAAUAGUUUGUAUUGACCACGCCCAUUCCAAUAACUAGUUAAUUAAUUUUUCCGCCCACGUGUCUAGAAAGUAAUGGCAAAGUCCAAGUUUGAAUAUGUGAAAGGUUUCGAAAUGUCUGAUAGCUGUCUUCCCAACACUUGGUUGGUUCUUAGAUUAGACGGUAGAGGAUUUCACAGGUUUGCGAUGGCUCACAAUUUUGCAAAACCAAACGAUAUUUUGGCCCUCAAUUUGAUGAACAAGGCUGCGUCAGCAGUUAUGCAAGAAUUUCAAGAUAUUUUUAUUGCUUAUGGACAAAGCGAUGAAUUCAGUUUUAUUUUCAAGAGAUCGACUAAUUUAUUUGGCAGAAGAGCCAGUAAACUGCUAAGUACGGUGGUGUCUUUAUUCAGUGCCUCAUACGUCUUCUAUUGGUCUCAAUUUAUGAAGACUCCAUUGCUAUAUCCGCCAGCUUUUGAUUCCAGGAUAGUACUCUAUCCAUCAGCAAAGAAUUUGAGGGACUAUUUGAGCUGGAGACAGGCCGACUGUCACAUUAAUAAUUUAUAUAAUACCUGCUUCUGGUCUUUGGUUGAGUCUGGUUUGAAGAAUGAAGAAGCUCAGAAGAGAUUAAAUGGCACAGAGUCUUCUCAGAAGAAUGAAAUCCUUUUUAAUGAGUUUGGGAUCAAUUAUAACAACGAGCCGGAGCAGUUCAAGAAAGGCAGUGUCCUACUCUGGGAGAAUUAUCAUGAGAAGAUACAAUCACACGGGGGCUCUACUGAAGCUGUCUGGACGUAUGGCAAAAAUGAUGGCUCCAGUGUAGGAGACUCCGGUAAUGAUCCUGGGAAGGCUAAUACUGAAUCUGCUGUCGGUGACAGUGUUAUGGAAUCAACAAGAGAGGGAUUUACCUUUAGGAAAAGGAAAAGAGUUGUUGUUUCGCAUGUUGACAUUAUUGGAGAUUCAUUCUGGGACAAUAACAACCUGUUGGACUAGACUCUAGACUCUCUACCUAUUGUAUAUAAUAUCCCUGUCCUUUUUAGCAAUUGCAUCAUUGCAAACACUAAUGUAAAUUAGUUUAGUAUAAAA
Molecule: messenger RNA, 1060 nt
Organism: Amphimedon queenslandica
Lineage: Eukaryota; Metazoa; Porifera; Demospongiae; Haplosclerida; Niphatidae
Product: probable tRNA(His) guanylyltransferase
Exons: 8
Coding region: 77-967 (296 amino acids)
Biological process (GO): tRNA modification
Molecular function (GO): magnesium ion binding; tRNA guanylyltransferase activity
Source: RefSeq, a predicted model, not a curated record